Arachis ipaensis is the source of this 465-nucleotide messenger RNA. RefSeq lists its product as uncharacterized. Gene Ontology annotation, molecular function: nucleic acid binding. The record is from RefSeq and is a predicted model, not a curated record. NCBI's taxonomy places the organism in Eukaryota, Viridiplantae, Streptophyta, Magnoliopsida, Fabales, Fabaceae.
AUGAGUCCGUUCCGUAUAGUCUACCUAAAGGCUUGUCACCUUCCGGUUGAGGUAGAACACAAAGCUUACUGGGCUGUGAAGGAAUGCAACUCAGGAUUGGGAGAAUCCGGAAUUGAAAGGAAAUUACAACUGGAAGCGUAUGAGAACUCAAGGCUCUACAAAGAAAAGGUGAAGGCGGUACAUGACAAGAACAUCAAGAGAAGAAAGUUUAGAGCUGGGGAUCAAGUCCUUCUCUACAACACAAGAUUGAGGUUUAUGCCAGGCAAACUGAGGUCAAGGUGGGAUAGACCCUACAUGGUGGAGAAGGUGAAACCGUAUGGAGUUGUCCACCUAAGUCACCCCUUAAGCCCUACCUUCUACAAAGUCAAUUGCCACUGUUUAAAGCUCUAUCAUGGUGCAAAAGUGAAGAACAACAAGGAGCUGGAGAUCUUCCUCUUGAAGGAUCCAGCAAAGGAAGAGGACUGA